Messenger RNA from Macrobrachium nipponense, 10508 nucleotides. RefSeq lists its product as uncharacterized. Gene Ontology annotation, biological process: lipid transport. Gene Ontology annotation, molecular function: lipid carrier activity. NCBI's taxonomy places the organism in Eukaryota, Metazoa, Arthropoda, Malacostraca, Decapoda, Palaemonidae. The transcript has 10 exons. The record is from RefSeq and is a predicted model, not a curated record. The coding region runs from base 82 to 10263 and encodes 3393 amino acids.
AGGCGGCUGCGGGCUACAGACGGUACCCCUUGGAGCUCCGACUAGACCUGUCUACUCCUGUGACAGUGUGAGUCGCCCAAGAUGAAGGUCGCUCUCCUUUUCUUCGCCGCUCUGGCCUCUACGGCCCUGGCAGCUCCAUCAAUUUUGGCUGGUUCCUGUGCCACUCACUGCUCAGCUCAACUGGCAUUUGCUUAUGAACCAGGUAAGAGUUAUGUGUACGACUACUCUGUCUUGACUACAUCUGCACUCAUCGGAGUCGCUGGUGAUGACGCCGUCAUGAAGAUCACAGCGGUUGCCCACAUGGACGUCUCUGCGCCCUGCGAACACAUUCUGAGGCUGACUGAUGUCAACUUAGAAGGUGAUGCAGAUCUUGCUGGGAAGCUUUCUGAGGCUUUGACUAUGAAUCCUCUGAAAUUCUCCUUCCAAGAUGGUAUGAUUGAGAACAUCUGCAGCGUCGUUUCUGAGCCAACAUGGGUACUUAACUUCAAGAGAGGUCUUCUAUCCACUUUCCAGAACACCAUGACUGCCCAUGGAGGCGAGUUCCUUCAAGAAAAAGACGUGUCUGGCGUUUGCGAAACAGAGUACAAAUCUGUAACUGAAGGAGACGUUGUCAACGUAGAGAGGAUCACACACAUGAACACUUGCAGCGAAAGGCCCGACUUCUCAACAUUUAUUAGCUCUUCUAGUUACAUCACUGAUUCACCAGUUCAGAACCUUCCUUUCAUGAAGACAACUAAUAUUUGCCACCAAAAGAUAGAGAAGGACAUCAUGAUUAACGCUGAAUGUGAGGAAAUCUACAAGGCUAGGCCUUUUGGAGAAGGACAAGAAGUGGCAAAAACCACAGUCAAGACAUCAUUGGUUUUGAAGUCACAAGAAGCUUUGGGAGGAGUAUCAGAUUUUGAGUUCUACCGUAAGUCACUUGUAUAUGAGGAUAUCUUUGAACCAGUUGUAGAAGAUCCUCAACAUGUCCACAAGCUCCUCAGUGAUCUUGCUAUGGAAUCAGCCUCUGACGUUCACAGCAACACCCCUGCUCUCUUUGCUGACCUAGUAGAUCAUCUUAAAAAUAUGGACUAUCCUCAGUUAACUGAAAUUUUAGCCAGUGCCACUGCUCCUCUCACCCAUAAGUUUAUGGUUGAUGCACUACCCUUAGUAGGAACAGCACCUUCUAUGGCCGUUGUCAGAGACCUAAUUAUCAAAGGUGAAAUGAGUGAAAUUGAGAGAGAUAUCUGGUUUACUUCCUUGGCAUUCCAGAAACAUCCAACUGCUGAAAUGCUGAAGUCUAUUGCUCCACUUAUUGAGACCAACCCUAGCCAGAAAGCCCUCCUUGGAACAUCAGCCCUCAUCAACAACUAUUGCAAAUGGCAUAAAACUUGUGAUGCAGAACCUGAAGUUCGACAUAUUGUAACAUUUAUUGAGAAGCAGCUUGGUGCAGGAUGCAGAUUUACAAAUGAAGAUGAGAAAGAACAUGUUCUUGUAGCUUUGAAAGCUUUAGGUAAUGCUGGGCAUUGGGUAAAUGCAAAAUCCAUUUUGGAAACCUGCUACUUAGAAGAAAAUGACAUGGAAGUCCGUAUUGCUGCUUUAGAUGCUUGGAGACACACCCCUUGUGAAUAUGAUCGAUCCAAUCUUUUGACUGUCUUCAAAGAUGAAUCAUAUGAUCCAGAGCUACGUAUUGGUGCUUACCUCGCCCUUAUGUCCUGUCCAACCCCAUCAUUCAUUGAUAUUGUGAAGGAAAGGCUUAUCUCAGAAGGUGUCAACCAAGUGGGAUCCUUUGUUUGGACUCAUAUGACUAACUUGCAAGAAUCAGCUGCUCCUGAAAAACAAUGGAUGCAUGAGAUGAUUGGAGAAGAACUUCUGCAAAAGAAAUUCAACUCAGAUGCUUUGCGAUUCUCCAGAAACUAUGAAUCAUCCUUUUUCAUGAAUGAGCUUAACAUUGGUGCCUCAGUAGAGAGCAAUGUUGUUUUCAACAGCAAAUCUUACCUUCCACGGUCAGCUAUGCUUAACCUCACACUUGACAUUUUUGGAGAAUCUAUCAACUUCUUUGAAAUCGGUGGCAGGAUUGAUGGAUUUGAAGCAUACAUCGAACGUUUCUUUGGAUCUAAUGGAUACUUCCCUGAGGAGCAUGUUGAACAAGCUUUAAGGAACAUGAGAGCAAACUCAAAUGCGGAUUCAACUACAUUAGAAGGAUUCUUGGACAAAAUAUCUGAUGAGCCCGAGGGGUCUUAUUACUUACGUGUCUUUGGUAACGAACUUCAUUACCAUCACUUCCAUGGAUUGGAAAACUUCUUCAUGAAAUCAUCACAUGUAUCACAUCCUAUGGAUUUAUUGAUGGACAUUGUUCGACAAGGAAAGGUUGAGUACACCAAAUCAAUCCAGUUAAUAGACACCCACAUCAAUAUUCCAACCAUUUCUGGUUUGCCAUUAAUGCUAGAUUCAAAAGUAACUGGUAACUUUGGACUCGAAAUGACAAACAACUUCCAUGCAGAAAGUUUCACAAAUUUCAAUGUAGAAGGUCACUUGCACCCUUCAGUUGCAGUAGAAUUUGAUGGCAACAUUAUUCUUGAUGCACAUGUAACAAAGACUGGUGUAAAAGUUUCCUCUACACUCCAUACAUCCACAUUCCUAGAUGGAAAAGUUCAAAUUGUAGAUGGAAAAGUAGUUGACAUUGCAAUUAAUUCACCUAAGGAAAAAGUAGAAAUUCUUGAUGUUAAAGGUGAGUUCAUCUACGUCAUUAACAAUGAACAAAUGAAAAAAGAAGUUGGCAAGAAAACACAAUUGGAACACUGCACCCCUGAUAUCCUUGGCAUGGAACUUUGUGGUUCAUUAUCAUUAAUGGCCUCACCAAUGGGUCCUUUCGCAGCUGACAUCUAUCUUAAAAAGACUGGUACUCAGACAGGAUAUAUAAUGCAUUUCAAACGAGAUAGUGAUACCUUUGAAGUUCUCUUUGAUACUCCUGGGUCACAAACAGACCAUAAAGUAUCCUUAACUUUAGCAAUGGCAGAAAAUUCAAUCUCUGUUGAUAUUCAUACACCAAUAAAGUCAGGAAAAGGUAACUUGGAUUACAUAUGGACGAACCUAAACAAAAAGCUAAAAUGCGCUGUAUCUUUUGACGAUGGCGCAAAUUAUGCAAUUGAAACCAGUCUGUUAAAAAAUGUUGAAGAUGCCACUAUUUUUGAACCAUCAGUGAUUGUAAUCACUCCACUCGGCGAAAUUUUGAACAUCAAAGGAAUUCUCAAAACAAAACUGGAUUAUUACCACACAAUGAUAUCUACAAAGCUGGAUACUGUAUAUGCUUGGAAUGGACAGAACACACUUCAUUUUGAAGUUGAAGCCAUUAAACAGCUAACUGAUACAAUGAGCACAUAUACACUUCAUGGGGCUAUAGAUCCAUCCCAGUUUGCAGAUUUCAGAGCUUCAGUGGACAUGACUUUCACAGAGGUAGAACAUCAACAGUACAAGGCUCAGGUUAAGGCUGUUAUAAAAGAAGAAGCUUAUAUACUUGAGGGCAAAUUAGAAAACAAUUCUGUGAAAGGAAAAUUCAAUGUUGUUGCCGAUGGAUCUUUAAUGGCACCAGCUAUUGACGUAAAGGGCACCCUUGGGUUGUAUGCAGAUUCAGAGAAGGCUACAUCAGAAAUCCACACCACUGUAAAUGGACAAAACUAUGAUGUCAAAUUUGAGGGAACAAAAACUUCUGCACUUUUCGAGGCCAACGUUAUGCGACACAUCCUCGUUAAUGCUCAAAUUUCUCAGACUCCAGAUGUACAAAAAUUACACAUUACUGGUGAAUGGAACAAGGACGUUGACCCAACAGCAAUGUUCUUAAUAGAAGGACAGCUCUCACAAAACGAAAUCAUGGCACAUGUCAAAUUUGUUGACCAAGAGGCAACAGUUAAGAGCACUUUAGUAGACAGCGGUGUUGAACUUGAAGCCACAUGGAACGGCAAAACUGUAACUACUCUUGUGAAGUACACUAUGGGUGAAACUAAAUCUGUUUCAGUUUUAGUGCAGACACCCUUUGCAGGAUUUGAAAAACAAGAAGCCUCUUUCUCAGUGACACUAAAGGACUUGGAAAUUACUUCUCAGUUGACAGCUUCCUGGCAAAAUUCAAAGCAGUUGGCUCUGAGCGUCGCUGGUAAGAUUCAAACAGGUGCACCCAAGAGUGCCUUGCACACUGAAGUAGCUUUCAGCAGCAGUUUCCCUAAUUUCGAACACAUAAGCUUCAAAGUUGACCAUGAAAUUAAUGAAAACUCCCUUAAGACUGAUUUUCUUGCCUCCUGGGAUUCUUGGAAGCUCAUAUCUGCAUUCCAGUUUGUUUUCAGCGGAGAUGGUGUACAGUCCUCAUUUUCAUUAGAGACUCCCUUCACAGACAAGAUACUUCUUAACCUGAACCAUGUUCUGAGCAAUAAUGACCUUACAUCCACCCUUGAGGUUAAAUUUGGCGAUAAAGUAGCUACAGCAAAUCUUAAAGGAGUGGUGGUUCUUGGAAGUGAACAAGAUGUCACCCUAGCCCUGAAAAUGAACAUUCCCUCACUGCCUGAGAUUACUGCCACUGUUAAUUACCAUUUCAACUGGUCUAAGCUUAGUCUUGUUUUUGAGGGUAUCAUGGGUGAUAAGAAGUCAAUGCUUAAUGUGAAUGGAGAAUUAGAAAUGGCUGACACUACAAAACUUAUUGGAGAUCUUCGAUUCAUCACACCCUUCACCGAGCCUAUCACAGGUAUUCUUGAACAUACAAUUAACCCUGAAGAAUUUCAGACUAAAUUUGAGUUUACAAGAUUCUGGUCAAACUAUGGCAAUCUGAAGCUUCAUGCUCACGGUCAUAUGAAAUCUGCAGAAGAUAUUGUCCUUUCAGUAGACCUCUUUACACCAUUGAAUAAAGCUUCCAUCUCAGUCAAUCAUAAAGUGACCGACACCAACAUGAUCUCCACCUUGGAUGCCCAUUUCAAUGCUGAAAAAAUUACUAUCUAUGUUAAUGGACUACUUGAUGUCUCUAAAAGUCUUGCAAAUUUAGAGGCAGCCAUCACUUCCACCUUGUGGGGCCUGGAUGACCUGAAGGUUACUAUUGACAGCCUGAAAAAUGGAAAUGAGCGAGUUACUAAGUUCAUUUUCACCAAAUAUGAAAAGUCUCUCACAAUUGACCAUACCAUUUCUGCUACAGAUAUUUUCAACUGGGAGAACACACUAACUGUCAAUGGACUUUACAAGCUUAAGAAUGUCAAUUCAUAUUCAGGAACACUUUCCAAACAUGAUAUGGAGUUUAUGUGGAAUGACAAAUCUCUUCAUCUAGCCACAACUUUUGAUAAUCAGAGCAGUGGAAAUUCACAUAAAUUUGAUGCUACAGUUGCACUGGAAACUCCAUGGAUUGAUGUUAUUAAAGCAGAAUUUCAUCAUGAAGACAACGGCAUUGAAUAUAAACCAACAUUUGUCAUAGAAUAUGCACCUGGACGCAAAAUUGAAUUGGAAAACUUCAUUGUUUUUGACAGUGUCUUUUCAUGUGGAUCCAUCUUGAAAACGCCAUUCAUGGAAAACCUGGGUUACAAGUUCAAAUUGGAUUAUUCAUCGCCAAGAAAGGUUCUCCAUCUUAACCUGAAGUAUGGUGAAAGACAUAUCACUUUUGAUGCUGCAGGUAAAUUCCAAAUGGAAAAAAUGAAUAGCAGACUAGAAAUCCAAUCCACUUUCCUCAGCUCUCUAGUUACUGCUGAAGCUUCUUAUGAUUUCACCACACCUGAGAAAAAGAUCCAUCUACUAGCCACAUAUAUCAAAAAGUUUGAAAUUACAGGACUGCUUUCUGGGUCCAUUAAUAAAGGAAACUGGUCUUUGAUAGCUGAGAUCCCAGUGGAUGCUGUACAACAUAUUGAACUGACUGGUAAAUGGGCUUACAGUGGUGACAAAGCCAGCAUUGAGGUUCACUCUUCUGUUACUUCAUUUGAAAACAUGGCUUUUGAAAUUAAGUUUGAUGUAAAUAAGAAAGAGGUAGAUGUGACAAUGGCAUAUGGCUCAAAAGUGAUUCAUCUUAUUGGAAGAUAUGAAGCUGAGACAAUCCUACUUGAGAUGGAUACUCCAUUCAGUGGUUGGGAGAAAAUGAAGGCUUCCUUAUUCGUAAGUGAAACUUCAGUUGAUGUUUCUGCAUCUAAAAAUGACCAAAUGAUCUCUGUUAAAGGGUCAUUACAUGUCAAACCUGAGAAAGGAACAAUCAACUUGACUAUCAACACUCCUUUUGCAGGCUAUGAAGAAAUUUCAGCAAAUUUAUCAUAUUCCUUAAGAGGACCAGUAAAGCAAAUUAAGUUAGAUUCAUCUUUUGCUAUUGGCCAGAUCACUCUUCUAGGUGUCAUUGACCUCUCCAAAGAUUUAUCUCCUAUGAUGAAGCUAGAAGCCACCACACCAUUUGAUGUUGUGAAGACUAUUGGUGGGGAAGCCACUUGGGAUUUACAGCACAUCAAGAAAACUGCUGACAUUAAGGCUUACAGAAAUGAUCGUCAGUAUCACUGGCAACUGGAAGUUUCUUCAGAAAUUCUCUCAAAAGUUCAUGUCAAAUCAGAAAUAACCACUCCUUUUGAGGGAUGGACACAUUUCCUCCUCGAAGGUAACUUUGAUUUAACUAAGAUGCCAUACAAUUUCAAGUUUUCUGUCGAUAAAGAAGGAGCUGUUCAUACAGUAGAAGGGAACUUCAAUCUUGAAGAUAAAGCAAUUGCUGUUCAACUAAUGACCCCGAUUCCUGGAUGGGAAGAUAUUAACUUCUCCGGAGAAUUUAACUGGGAGGAAAAUCACUUCACUGGUAAUUUUGAUGCUACAGUAUCUGGAGAUAAAUUCCAUCUUACCACUGACAUUCAUCUUAACACAUCCAAGCCAAAGCUUCAUAUCACUUUAGAAACUCCAAUUGCCCAGAUUUCGAAAGUAGAUCUUGCAUUUGAUUCUGAUCUGAUUGACACCAACAAAAAAUUACACCUCACAUUUACUUUGAAUGAUACCAUCUAUUCUCUUGACUUUGAGGGUGAAAUAAUCUACAAAAACGGAUAUGUUAAAAUUAUGGCCAAGUCACCAAUUCCUGGAUUCAGCUCUGCUGCUGUCUAUACUAAAUAUGAUUUUUCACAGGACAUUAAAACCGCUGAAGUUGAUCUCAAGAUAGAAGGUGAUUCAAAACACUUUUACCUUAAGACCAGUGUCCAAAAUAACAACUUCCAUAUUGAGAUUCAUACCCCAUUCCAAGGUUUUGAAUUAAUCAAGAUGAUUGGUGACUACUCAGCACAGAAUGACAAACAUACAGUUUUAGCAUCAUUUGAGAAAGACCACACAACGUAUGAUUACAAUGCAGAUGUUACUGUUACUGAUUACAGUAUAUCUAUUGGAAUUUCAACUCCAAUUGAAGUGAUGAAGAACGUGGCUGUGAGCAUAAAAUAUGAACUGUUCAAAAAUGGAGUUGAGGGCCUCCUUCACUUUGACAGGAAUGGCGAAAAUUAUGAAAUAAAAACACGUGCAAUCUUCACUCCUAUGAAGUCAGAACUUUUGGUUGGAGUUAAAACUCCAUUUGCUGACUGGGAAAAACUAACUCUUGACAUAAAGUACGAUGUUAUCUCUGAGAAGAAAGGAGCUUUAUUGUUCAUCCAGAAAGGUAGUUUUGAAAAGAAAGUUACUGCUGAUAUAGAAUACUAUUCAAUGAAAUCAGGGGCCAUAGAACUACAUCUGCCCAUUGAAGGAUAUGAAGUUCUAGGUGCCUCUUACACUCUGGACUUAGAUGAAAACAAUAACAAGUUGGAUGCCAGCCUGAAAAUGAAUCUGAAUGCUAAAACAUGGAACUUCAGCGUCCAUGGAGAAUAUGCUCCUAAUAAGAUCACCAUCAAGUUCGAGACUCCAUUUGAUGUUGUAAAGGCAAUCAUUGUAGAUGGACGCAUUGACUUCGGCCAGAAAAUUGGAUACUUGAACAUUGAAUUGGGCACAUACAAAUUCAACCUUCAUGUAUCUUAUGCAGUUCAUGACAUGGUAUUCAAACUUACAACACCAUUUGAUCUCUUGAAAAUCAUCUCCCUUGGAUUCACCUACAAAUGGACAGGAAGCCAGAAAGAUGCUACACUGAAUGUAAUUUACAAUGAAAAUAAUUAUGUUCUCAGUGGUAUUCUGAAUCUCUCCCCUCGUACUUCUGAAGUCACUCUGCAGGCAAGCUCUCCAUUCCCUGGAUUCAGUAAUGUAUCCAUGAUGAUCAAAUACGACAUUGAUAACCUUAAUGAGAUUAUUAUGUCUAAAAUGACAUCUGAGCAGUAUGAAUACUCUUUCAAACUUGGAACAGGAAUUGAAGGAACACACGCACAUCUUAACUGGGACUUCACCUCUACUUUCCCUGGAUGGAAUCACGUUCAGUUCCUUUCUAAUUUGAACUGGGCUCCUGAUCAAAAGACUUUGGAAAUAUCACUUGGCAAAGAUGAGAAUAUGAAAGCUAUAUCUGUAUCAGGACAUAUACUGGGAUUCUCUGAGGGCUCACUGAAUAUUCACACUCCAUUCAGAGGGAUGGAAGAAAUGGGAGGCUACUUCAAGUUCAUAGCAGGAGAAAAAUUAGAGGGAAAACUUGAUCUGGUUUUGCCUUUCUAUAUGAUCCCCAAAAUUGAAGGAACAGUUGACCUCGACCUUAAUGGAAAAAUUGCUGGAGAUGCUAAACUAAAUUUAGCAGGAGAGAUAUACACCAUGAGAUGCAAUCUUGUUGGUGCUUCUUUCGAAGAAGGAUAUACUGGGGACUUGAUGAUCUACACUCCAAUUCAUGCUUUAUCCAAGGUUGUUUUAAAUGGAAAUAUCAUCAUUAGUGGUGGGUCCUCUCUCCAGACUCAUAUGAAGGCUGAUAUACCAUCUGGUGUUUAUGAAGUUGAUCUGAAAGGGAAGUUUGCAUUGGGAGACUCCUCAUUUUUGCUUGAGCUAGAUUCAACACUCAUGAAUGUACAUCGCAUGUUGACUCUUGAGGCAAAAUAUCCAUCUCUUGACAACAUCGAGGGAACACUUGUCACUGUCCUGGACUCCAUGACACACAAGAUCCAUGGAAAAUUUAAUAUUGCAGCCAACCAUCUUGAGGGAGCAUUUGAUAUUGAAUCACCUUUGAUUGAUGGCAAAAGAGAAAUUUCAUUCGAUAUUACAUUCCCAAGCAGUUCUUAUCAACACUUAGCCUUUACAACAAAACUUGUUACAUCCGAAUCCCAUACACUGAAAUUGGAACUCAAUUUGCUUGAUGGAGUUGAGUUCAUUUUGGGAGCUGAUUCUCCACUUAUCAGUAAAUUCACUGCAACCAUCACAUUCAAAGCUGACACAGCUGGAAUUUCUCUUGAAACUUCAGGGGGUGUUCACAAAAUUCAAGGAUCCUGGAGAAUGACUUACCAAUUCCCUGCUGACUAUCUCUUAGCUCUUGAAGUUGUCUCUCCUCUGCUUCCCAGUGAUGUUAUUAUUAAUGCCCUUCUCAACGGUGAUAAGGCAAACAUGAUUUUCAAAGGUGAAGUAACAACAGGUGGUCAGAGGCAUGUUGUAGAGGGAUCAUAUUCCUUGGCUGAUAAGGCUAUUGAAUUUUCACUGAAUGUUGAACUUCCUUACCUGAAGAUAGCCAAAGCAACACUUGUUUCAGCUAUGAACUUCUCCAGCACAGUUAAAAUACACGUUACUGGAACAUUCAAUGAUAAGGUUAACACUUUUGACUUGGUUUAUGAAAAAGGAAGUAGCAACUUCCAAGUAGAGAUUACAUCUCCCUUCAUUCCAACUGGAAUGGUUCGAGGUGAGGGACAGAUCCAUGGAGAAAUGAUGAAAGAUAUGGAAAUAAAACUGCAACUCCAGAACAACGAACAAUCCGUUUCUGGUAUCAUGGAUGUUCAAGUCUUGUCCAAAGAUGACAUCAGAACCAAGGUGAUCAUCAACACACCGUUUGCAGGCUACAAGAAGAUGAAGUUUGGGGCACAGUACUUGAAAGAUGAAGAAAUCAAGAUGCUAAUCUUUGUUGACAAACCAGUCAAGUUCAGCACCGAGCUUCACCUUAAAAACGAUGAAGAUGAAGUCAAGAUGCACUUGGAAGUUGAAACGCCAAUUGAAAACUUCAAAAAGAUUGAAGGAGAACUUAAGAUUCCUCUUAAAGUAUUCGGUCCAAAGAUAUUAGCUGAUGUGAUGGUCGGUGAUGUCCACUAUGGAGGAAAUCUCGAAAUCAGGACAAGGGCUCCCUAUGAACUGGAUGCUGGAUUUAAGUUUAGAGACGAAUACGCUGGUAGAUUCCACAUCAGAACAGAUUCGUCUUUCUUCUCUGUUUUGGCUUAAAUGAAUACACGACUCAUCCGCGAAAACCCGUUUAUGCUACCUAGUAUUGUUUAGAUCACAAUUCAUCAGAAAAUAUAAUGUAAACAUUAAAACUGUUUCCAUCUUAUAACUAAAAUUCCUCACUUUCGAAAUCUUACAUCAAAGAGUGAAUUGAUCAGACCACAAAUCUGGUGAGUGAUCUUUUUUUAUUGUACAUAUACGACUAUAUUAUUUGCAAUAAAAAUAACAAAAAAAAAACAUUUAUC